CUCAUCAUCCCAGGGGCACCCGACUUUAAACCGAAUAGACCCAAACAAUGUGCAUUUCCAUGUUCGAAUAACGUCGCCCAUCCUAAAAAAAAACUGUGUUUUUUAAAAUUAUUGUGUGAAGACUCGGGCUGGUGGUCCCGGACUAACGUUAGCGGGUUAAUCGCAGCGCCACCCAACCAUCUGUGGAAGUGGGACAUGGGAACAGAUGGCGCAUCCGAGCCGGCCUGCAGGGCGACUGACGCGGGCUAUUAGGACAGCACUGGAGACGUGUGUCGGUGAAUAAAACAAAAGGUUGUCUGGGUAUUCUGCUGAUCGGACCGUGCCAGAGUGACUUGGAUACGAGUGCGCGUCACAGAAAGCAACACAGAUUGACCACAUUGACGAGCAACUCGGCGACUCGACCACUGGCGUCAACUUAAUCGCUUUGGACGCGUCUCCGUGAACAAUGGUUGACAACCGCUACGCCACCGCUCUGGUCAUCGCCUGCGUGCUGAGCAUACUGGCCACCGUGUAUCUGUCGGUGGCCGUCGGGACGCAGCACUGGUACCAGUACAGCAGCCCCACCGUCCGCGGGGCGUCCAACGUGUCCGAGCUGCGUUCACUGUACGAGGAGUUCAUGGACGGGGAGUUUGAUGAGAAAACCUACAGCGACACCUUAUUCCGCCUCAACGGGACUGUGGGCCUCUGGUGGCGGUGCGUGCUCGUUCCCACCAACGCUCAAUGGCACAAGCAGCGAGAUGCCAAGAUGAUGCUGGAGUGCCGAAGCUUCACUCUCUCUGAGCAGUUCACUCCCAAGUAUAAAGAACCAGGCAACCACAACAGUGGAGAGGACAUGCUGCGCACCUAUUUGUGGAGGAGCCAGUUUCUGCUGCCUCUGGUGUCCUUGGGUCUGGUGGUGCUGGCAGGCCUGACUGGGUUCUGUGCCUGCCUCUGCAGAAGCCUCACCCCAACACUCGGCAUUGGAAUACUUCACCUGCUGGCUGGCCUCUGCACCUUAGCCACUGUGUGCUGCUACCUGGCCGGGAUGGACCUGCUCCACAGGGUGUCGAUGCUGCCUGAUAAGGUGGAUGGCUCUCUGGGCUGGUCCCUCUACUUGGCCCUCAUGUCCUCGCCGCUCCACAUGAUGGCAGCUGCUCUGCUCGUGUGGGCGGCACGUAGUCACAGUCAAAACUACUACCGCAUGAGCGCCUACCGGGUGGCAUAGGCUGAGCUCUGUUUCCCCCUCGGGUGGAUUAAAUGCAUGUAGUUAUGAUCCUAUCUGCUGCAUUCAAAUAUCUGAUUUGUAUCUCUCUACGGGUACAGAAUCGGUUUGAAAAAGGUCAACCAGAAAUAUGUGUAGUGCGCAACAUAUGUUUGCGAAAGAGUAACUCCACACCAAGCUGGAAAACAGUGUCAGUUUCAUCGAUGUAGUGCUUUCAGUACUCGCAAAGGGAGUAUCUGACAUUUAGGAAUUCAGCAACAUCGCUUUAAAAAAUCCUUUUGACGGGACGAGAAACAUGAGCAGGAGAGUUUAAAAGCCUUUUAUUUUCUUACUGAAACUGUUUCACUGUUGACCUUUUUGUUCUUCUUCUAAGAAUGCUCUUGACUAUUGUUCCACGAUGUUAUGCAUGAAGCAAAUAGACAAAAAGAAACGUCAUCAAAUCGGUGACUCUAACUUAUACGAGAAGAAGUUUGAGUGUGGAGCUUGGAGACGUCAUUUGUUCCACAGAUCUUUUGUGGUUGACCUUUUCAAAUCUAUUUCAUCUCUGGUCACACCCCAAAAUUCCCAAAUGAGCGUGUUGGAAUUUCCUCGUUGUUGCAUUUGACAAACACCUUGCUGCACAGGUUGUACUGAACACACCUUGAGUGUGUUGUCUUGUGCCGCACCAAAACACAAACCCACGCAGCAACACGAUCUAGGAGGAAUGGUUUGCUAUUGUCAUAAGAGAUGACUAGACUACUGUGUCUAUAUUGUUCUGUUAUUACAAAACGACGUGUAUCCCUUUUUUUUAAACUUACAUUUAUUUAUUCAUGGCCAUUACUACGGUCCGAUUUUGUUUCUAUGAAUUAUUUUCUGUUUUCAAGCAUUUCGUUUUGACGAAAGAUCAAAAGAUGUUUCACAAAGUAGUGUUUUUCCAUUAUUUCAUGUUUUCUUGUCGCCCUUUUGUGCUUCUAUGAAUUGGUUUCCUUUUGUGAAUUCCAUUGUUAUGUAUUUGAUUUAUGUGUUUGUUUGUAUUUUAUUAAUUUCCUAUCAUCAUUUCAAUUCAAAGGGAUUUAAGGGAAACAGUGUAUCCCUGUUAAGCAUUAUGAAUGUAAAUUAAAGGCCAUAUUGUGAUAAACGACAGUAUUACUUUGCACUUAAAUUAUUUUUACCAAAUCCUGAAUAUUGCUGGAUGGUCAGUUGUGAAUUUCUAUUUUUUGAAGAUACAUGUAUCCUAAAAAUAUAUAAUUUUCAAAAAGAAACAUUGCCCUAAAAACUAUGAUAUAUGUUUGCAAAGAUAUAUAUAUAUGAUUUAUAUUUAUAUAUAUAUGUUAUAUAUAUAUAUUAAUUGUAUAUAUAUAUUAGUUAUAUAUAUAUAUACAUUAAUUAUAUAUUUAAUAAUAUAAAUAAAAAAACUAAAGAAUGUCUGUGAAAUAAAUUGUGUGGUGUGAUGGGUUUCAUGAUAAAUCAGAUUGUAUUCUGCAUAUUCAACCCUAUAAUUCUAGAAAUUGUUCCAUCCCUGAAUUCCCUGGAGUGUAAAUGUGAAUCUACAGUGUUGUUCACUCUCCAGUUGUGAGCCGAAACGGUUAAUAAUUGUACACUUAAAUAUCACGUGCGAGCGUACCCGUGUGUGUUCAAAUCGACUGCUGUUGUUUCAAUAAAAGCUUUUUGUAACAUUUA
Molecule: messenger RNA, 2860 nt
Organism: Pseudoliparis swirei
Lineage: Eukaryota; Metazoa; Chordata; Actinopteri; Perciformes; Liparidae
Product: claudin domain-containing protein 1-like
Exons: 4
Coding region: 446-1204 (252 amino acids)
Cellular component (GO): membrane
Source: RefSeq, a predicted model, not a curated record